Cynara cardunculus var. scolymus (artichoke) is the source of this 1510-nucleotide messenger RNA. Its product is annotated as transmembrane protein 120 homolog. Lineage: Eukaryota; Viridiplantae; Streptophyta; Magnoliopsida; Asterales; Asteraceae. The record is from RefSeq and is a predicted model, not a curated record. Gene Ontology annotation, cellular component: membrane. The transcript is spliced from 10 exons. Bases 244 to 1362 code for a protein of 372 amino acids.
AUAAGCAGAGAAAAGCAAGAGAGCCAAUUCCACCGUCGGUAUUAAAUUCGCCGCCACCUGACGCCGUCGCCUAGCCCGGAAACCUGUUUGUUUUCUUCAGUUCAUCUCCUUUAUCGUUCUUCGCAUGUUUUUUAUGUGAUUAGAUACAAGAAAUAGAUACAUAGCUAUAUGUUAAUUAUAAACACGCACGUAUUUGGUUAAGUGCAAAUUGGGUGAAUUAUCAAUUAAUUCGAUCUGUUCGAGAUGGGCGACUCCACCGCCACGGCCGGCGGUGAUAAUAGUUUGUCGGUGAGAAACGCCGGUGAAGAAGUUUCAAAGCUUGUGGAACAAGGUAAAGAGUUGCAGGAAUCAGCGUCGACCUUAAUUUCUAGAAAUUCGCAGGAGGAAGCAUCGCUACGACAACGAGCCCUAGCGCUGGAUUCAAAUAUCAAAAUGCUCCGCUCGUUCAUUGCUUCUUCCGUCAAGAAAGGAAAUUUAGAUUCCAAACAUGCAGAAAAAUUGGCUGAAGAGCUAAGUAGAGCAAGUUAUACAUUGAGUGAAGGAGAUGCAGCUACAUUUCUUCCCUGCAAAUCACAUGGAAGAUUUUUGAGGUCAUUUCUGGGUCCAAUAAAUGUUCGUGCUAACAGAAAGGAUGUUCAAUUGAAAGUGAAGGAGGAAUACUAUAGUUUCAGGGAUAGAACUGCAUAUCUAUUUCUGUUUUUCCCAUCGUUACUAUUGGUGCUAAGGUCAUGGAUUUGGAAUGGAUGUUUCCCUGCAUUACCUGUCCAGCUUUACCAGGCGUGGUUGCUCUUCCUCUAUACAGGGUUAGCCUUAAGAGAAAAUAUUUUGAGAGUUAAUGGAAGCGAUAUACGUCCAUGGUGGAUAUACCAUCACUAUUGUGCUAUGGGUAUGGCGCUCAUCAGCCUCACUUGGGAGAUAGAAAGGCAACCUGACUGUGCCCAGAAGCAGAAAGGCAUACAAUUGUUUCUGAGAUGGGCAAUCAUGCAAGGAGUAGCGAUGCUUCUACAAAACAGAUAUCAGCGGAAGAGACUUUAUACACGCAUUGCACUGGGAAAGGCUAGAAGAAUGGAUGUCGUGUGGGGGGAAACUGCUGGAGUAAAAGGUCAAUUAUGGUUGUUAUUGCCCAUUCUCUUCGUCUUGCAGGCUUUUGAAGCAUACGUGGGUGUGCUAUUGCUAAAAACUGCAAUGGUUGGUGUCGUUUCUGAAUGGCAGGUUGUUACCUGUGGGAUCCUUUUGAUAAUUAUGGCCGUGGGGAAUUUCGCAAACACAGUGCAGACUCUUGUACUCAAGUCUCGGUUCAAAGCAAAAAUGAAGAAAGGUAAAAGCAAGAGCGACUUAACUCAGGUAUCCAAGGAUCAAUGAUUCUAAAUAUCGUCUUAAUAAAUCUGAUAUCAGCAUCUGAUGUUGCCCUUUAUUUACGAGUGAGUGUGAACCUUUGGAUUUCAUAAACUGUUAGUUUAGCGCCAGUUUGUACACGAAAUCAAUAAAAACACAUCUGGUUCUUCUUGCA